Engraulis encrasicolus (European anchovy) is the source of this 2037-nucleotide messenger RNA. RefSeq lists its product as uncharacterized. The transcript is spliced from 6 exons. The record is from RefSeq and is a predicted model, not a curated record. Lineage: Eukaryota; Metazoa; Chordata; Actinopteri; Clupeiformes; Engraulidae. The coding region runs from base 471 to 1949 and encodes 492 amino acids. Gene Ontology annotation, molecular function: zinc ion binding.
GAAGAGAUUUUGCAGGGAAAUGGAUAGAUGGAGAAUAGAGUUUAAAUUACAGAGCUGACAGCUGAUGAAAGAUUAACAUGUCCUUUCUGGCUUCCCUCCCCUCUUUCUCAGCCCUCUUUUCUCAUCCCUCGUUUCUCCUCUCCUUUUAGUGAAACGGAGAGAUGGAGGUAUGUAGGAGUAAGGCGGCGCAAAUAUAUAAUUUCCACUCGCUGUAGGAACUGCCAUGUCAUUUCAACACUGUAUAAUUUCACUAACAAAAGGCUAAAAAGCACAAUUCAGAUUCAAAUGUAGUACGCAAACAAAAGCAUCCAAAUGCUGUGACAAGAGGUCAUGAUUUCUUUCCUUGCCUUUAUGAAGCACAAUUAGCUAUUUUCACGCUUGUUACGUAGCAACUUCCUCAUUGGCCGAUUGUGCAUUCCAACUUCCGGUGAACUGUCAUACUGUCGUUUCUGUGUAUACGGAGGUAAACAAUGUUCGCCUAUUCAAGUUUUUUGGGAAAUCUGCCAAGGUUGUCUUUUGCAGACGUUCAUCGUCUGGUGAACCGUCACUCGACAACACCCCGCUCCAAACUGGACAAGGGAUACAGCUUGUUUUUUGAGAAAUUCAUUCACGACUAUGAAGUUUCCAACGUCAUUGACAGGGAGGUUGCUGUCAGGUCUAGGUGUUACAGGUCAAUGAGGAAGCGAGAACAGCCCCAUUAUUUGCAGAUUGUUUUCCAAGCUGAAGCUCCAGAACUGCAAGGAACAUCAUGCAGCUGUACAGCAGGGAAGGUCCUCUGCAACCACCUUGUGGCCUUGCUAUUCCAGUCGGCCCAUUACUGCAUGUUGAAGGUGACAGCUGUACCACCACCUGUGCCCUGCACAAGCUCCCUUCAAGCAUGGCAUCGGCCUAGGACCAUGGGGAUCCAUGCAGAACCGGUUCAGGACUUGGUAGUCAGGAAGCCAAAGCCAUCCACCAGGAGCGUGUGCAAAUCAACACUCUAUCAAGCAUACACUGGACCCCUGCCUGAUCCCAACAUGCUGGCUAUUGGGGAGAAGCUCACAAACAUCAGGCCGCAACCACUGAUCUCGUCUGUGCUGCACGGCCUAUCGCAGCUGUCGAUGGUAGACUCCAAGUUCGGACCUGUGCCACGAGGAUCACCCCUGUCAUACCAGUGUCCUCCUGUGGUCAAAUGUGGGGAUUACAUCCAGCACCCAGAGGCACCAGCAUUCCCGAAUCUGCCCUUAGAGGACUCAACAUUUCCCACCCAAAUUCCACAAUUUGAAAAAAACUCAAUCCAAAUUUUGCAUUUCGACACCUUAACUGUUACAUAUAAUAUGGCAAGUGACAUAGAGAAGCAGACAAGAGAACAGUCUGAGUGCCCACUAUGGCAAGCUCUACGAAAGCCGAGAGUAACAGCAAGUAGAUUUUAUGAGGUUAGCCACGUCAGAGGGGUGUCCUCUGGUGAGUCCCUGGCAUUGAGAAUACUUAAGGGCACUCGCCAGACUCCUGCCAUGAAGAGGGGGCUGGAGCGGGAGCCACAGGUGCUGGAGCACUAUGCACAGGUGUGCAAUGUCAAUGUGGGUCGCUGUGGGUUAGUCAUUCACCCUCAAGCUCCUCACCUGGGGGCUAGCCCUGAUGCAAGGGUAUAUGACCCAAAUGAAAUUCCAUGUUUUGGCCUUGCUGAGGUGAAAUGCCCAGCCAUUUCAAACAUCACACAGGCAGGACAUGUAAAAAUUACUAAUGGGAAGGCGAAACUUAAAAGAAACCACAAGUACUACUGGCAGGUUCAAGGCCAACUUGCAGUAACUGGCUUGAGUUGGUGCGAUUUCAUUACGGAUACAGAGGAGGACUUAACCAUUGAAAGAGUGUGGAGGGAUGAUGAAUUGAUUGGAGAGAUGAAGGAGAAGGUGGACGUGUACUUUUUUGGUACAUUCAUGAAUGUUUAUCUUUUGCCCAAAGAAGUGUAAUUAACCAAAUGAUUAUUGAAAGAAUUCAUGAAUAAAUGAAGUGCACGACUAAAGGUUUCCAUGAUUUCCUCGUUCGAGUACGCAAGUA